AUGUGGCACACAAUACAGCACCAGCAAGUUGUGUGCGAAGAUCUUACCUGUGUAUGUGUACCCUGGAAAUCUGUUACAUCAGGACACAGGGCAUCUGGAUAUGUUGUCAAGUCAGUUGAUGGAUCGUGUACUCUGAGUUUACCCUGUGUGAUAGAAUGUAAUGACUUUCCAAACAACCGGCAUGAAAUACCCUCUCCAGCAGUGGCAGAUUACUACACACACCUUCAUGACCUUGCACCCUUCAUACCAGAUAUUGAUGACGGUGCUGGAAUUGAACUCCUGAUUGGAAGGGACCUAGUUACUGCACACCACGUGUUGGAUCAACCUGUUGGAGAAGAGGGACUUCCUUAUGGCCAGAAGUUACCCCUAGUCUGGGUUAUCAUCAGAGAUGUUUGUCUGGGCAAAGUGCAUCAACCAGAUGUGAUUAGUGUAAACAAGACUUCAAUUCUGAUGAAUGGAAGACCCACUCAUUUACUGCCCUGUGGAAAUGAAUACCUUGUGGAAGAGGAGCCUAUCUUUCAACGCUUACCAGGGGAUGAGAAACCAGGAUUGUCGAUCGAAGAUCGUAAGUUCCUAGACAUCAUGGAUACUGGUUUCAAGAGAACCUCUGAUGGUCAGUGGCAAGCGCCUUUAUCUUUCCGUGAUCAUAGACCAGUUUUACCAGAUAACAAGUCACUUGCCCUUAGAAGAGCCAGGUCAUUAGACAUCAGCUUGAGAUGUAACCACCUCAAACGGGAACAAGUUAGAGAAUUCAUGGAGAGGUUAUUCAUGAAUCAUCAUGCUGAGUUAGCACCUGAGUUACCCCUGUCAUUGGAGCGAUGGUACUUACCUAUGUUUGUGGUGUAUCAUCCCAAGAAGCCAGACAACGUGCGUAUAGUGUUUGACUCAUCCGCCAAGUUCCAGGACGUUUCCUUGAAUAGUGUCUUACUUCAAGGUCCGGACUUGUGUAACAGCCUGCUUGGUGUUUUGCUUAGAUUCCGCAGAGAAAAGAUAGCAGUCACCAUGGACGUUGAGCAGAUGUUUCACAAUUUCAAAGUUCCUGAAGACCAGCGUCGUUACCUACGCUUUCUGUGGCACUUGGACAAUGACUUGGAUCAGCCAUUAGUGGACUUUCAGAUGAUUGUUCAUGUAUUUGGCAACAGUCCUUCGCCGGCAGUUGCAACAUUUGGUCUUAGGAAAGUAGUCGAGGGAUCGUCAGAAGAUAUAAGGGAUUUGGUGUGUAACAACUUCUACGUUGAUGAUGGUCUCUUGUCCAGUACAACAGAAGAGGAGGCCAUAAGUCUUGUGCAUUGGACCAAGAAAGCCUUACAAGAUGGUGGAAACAUUAGACUCCACAAAUUUUCCUCCAACAGUAGGAAAGUAUUAGAUUCAUUCGCCCCAGAUGACCUGGCCAAGAACUUGAAAGAUCUCGACUUUGGAUCAAUUGCCCUCCCAAUACAAUGGAGUUUAGGAUUGUUAUGGAACACAGAGAUGGACGAAUUUACAUUUAAAGUUAACCCAGUGGAGAAAGCGUACACAAGACAUGGACUGUUAUCUACUAUAAACAGUGUGUAA
This is a messenger RNA of Saccostrea cuccullata (small rock oyster), 1554 nucleotides long. RefSeq lists its product as uncharacterized. The record is from RefSeq and is a predicted model, not a curated record. The transcript is spliced from 2 exons. The coding region runs from base 1 to 1554 and encodes 517 amino acids. NCBI's taxonomy places the organism in Eukaryota, Metazoa, Mollusca, Bivalvia, Ostreida, Ostreidae.